Messenger RNA from Paramecium pentaurelia, 1771 nucleotides. NCBI's taxonomy places the organism in Eukaryota, Ciliophora, Oligohymenophorea, Peniculida, Parameciidae. The record is from the annotation of a GenBank genome assembly.
AUGAAUUUAAAUAAUGAUGAAUUAAAGUCUUAGGAAAAUAUUAAUUCUCUUGAUGAGGCCAAAGAAUCAUAUACUAAUUAUAGUAAGGUUCUGGAUUUUCAAAAUAUUGAUUAAUAUAAUGAUUCAAAUAACUUUGCUUCAUUUUAUGCAUUAAAUAGACUUAGUAAUCGUUUAGAAAGUAUUACUAAACAAUAUUAAAAGACAGAGCUUCCUAUAUUCAAAACUCUUAAUCUGUGAUGUUAAUGUAAAAGUACAAAAAACAUAAAAUAAUAAGAACUGUUUUUUUUUAUAUAUAUUUAAUAAUUACAAUCUUUUAGCGCCCAACUUGGUGCAAUUUUGUUGAUUAUUAAGUAAUAACUAUAAUAUUUUAGGAAUACUGCAGUAUUUAUAAUGGUUAAAAGAUACCAAAAAUAGUAGAUUUUUAUCUUCCAAUAAACUUGUAUUAUUGUGUUGAAAUACUGAUCAUUUUAUAUCUUUGUUUGAAUAAAGUAUUUUAAAUGAUUAUUCUUAGGUAUUUAAAGCUACCAUAAUAGAGUCUUAACAUCGUAAGAAAAUUGCUAUAGUUUAACUCAUAAUAACGUUGUUAAUUAUUAUUAAUGAUAUUAUUGUAAUGGUACUUGAAAAUAAUAGUCCCAUCAAUAUCAGUUUAUUAAUGAAACCAAUAUUUAUAAUACUUUAAAAGUAAUAAAUAAUCACUAUAGAUAAUAGAUAAACAUUACGUUCUACAAUAUUUCAUUAUUGUUAAAUAGCUAAUAAAGGAAAAGAGAUCUAUUAUUUGAUGAUAUUUUCUUUAAUAUUUUUUGCAGGAUUGGGUUCUGCAAUAUUUUAGAAAAAGAAUAACUCUUAAAUAGAAAACAGUAUAUGUUAAAUAGAUUAGCCUCCUUUUUCAUAACCAGAAAAAUGCAUUGUCAUAAUUCUUUUUGUACUUUAAACUACAGUUAAUUCACCUGAUAUCUAUUUACCAUAUUAUGGAGAAUCUAGAAUGUAUGUAGCAUAUUUUAUCAUAUUUUAAUUUGUUAACACAAUAUUGAUCAUAAAUUUAGUAUUAGCUUUCUUUUAUUCAUCUUACAAAGAUCUUAUGUAAAAAGAAACAAAGUAAAUCUUAUCAAAGUAUAAUCACAGAUUUAGUCUUUAAACUUAGAAAUUUUUUAGAAAUAGAACAGGAUCUGAUAUUACAAGAUUAACAGAUAUUACAUCUCUUGAUAAUGUAAUAUCAAGAUCUAUAUAUUAAAUUUUAGAUAAUCAAUUUUAUGAAAUUUUUAUCGAAAUACUUUCAUUAGUUUCAUUUGUGAUGAUAUUUUUAUAAAUUACUCAUGUGAAAUUAUAUAUUUUGUUAUUUUGCAAUUCAAUAAUAUUUGCAGAAUGUCUUUUACUAUUAUUUUAUACUGGUAAAAGAAGGAUUUGGAAAAAAAAAUCUUUAAUUAUUGAAUUUCUAUUUUCCAUUUCCAUACUUCUAUUAAUUAUCUUAAAUUUAAUUGGAUAAAAAUAAUAAAGAAUUUUACUUAUUUUAUUAUGUUAUAGAUUAUUUAGAGGAUGUAAAUGGAUGUUAAAGAAUAAAAGUUUUACCACUUUAAUAAUUUCAAUAACAUCAAUCUUUUAGUAUAUUGUAUAAUUAUUUGGUACUUUAUUUAUACUUUUUAUGUUGUUUACAGCAAUUGGACAAUUACUUUUUGGAGGAAAAAUCUUAUUUUCUGAUGAAAAUGAAGUUCAUUAUGAAUUAGCAAAUUUUAAUGAUUUUUAUCUGGAAUGUGUACAUGUUGGUUUUUAUUGA